Argentina anserina (silverweed cinquefoil) is the source of this 1563-nucleotide messenger RNA. RefSeq lists its product as uncharacterized. Gene Ontology annotation, molecular function: 3'-5' exonuclease activity; nucleic acid binding. Lineage: Eukaryota; Viridiplantae; Streptophyta; Magnoliopsida; Rosales; Rosaceae. Gene Ontology annotation, biological process: nucleobase-containing compound metabolic process. The record is from RefSeq and is a predicted model, not a curated record.
AUGGUUUUUAAGCUUAAACGUGACCGCUCCCUCUUUAGUUUUCGUUUGCAAAAACCAACCAUCUUCCAUGGAUCCCCAAGACCCAAUGCCCCCCCCCCCCUGGAAACCCAGUUGGUCACCUCCACCGAUUCGCCCGAGUUCACUCACCUCACCUCCUCCCUAACUCGCUCCUCCAUCAUUGCGCUCGAUGCCGAGUGGAAGCCCCUCCGCUCCCACCAGCCCACUUACCCAACCGUCUCUCUCCUCCAGCUCGCCUGCCAACUCGGUCCCGAACUCCCUGCCGGCGACUCGGUCGUCGUCGUCUUCCUCAUCGACCUGGCCUCUAUUCCUCUUCCUUCAAUCUGGGAAUUGCUUAGGGAUGCUUUUGUUUCUCCUGAUAUUCUGACUGGUUUCCGGUUUAAGCAGGAUUUGAUUUACCUGUCGUCUACUUUCAGCUCUCAGGGUUGUGAUCCUGGGUUUGAUAGGGUGGAGCCGUAUUUGGACAUUAUGAGCAUAUACCAGCAUUUGCAACAAAAGCAACCUGGAAAGAGGACACCAAAGGAAACCAAGGGUUUGGCAACUAUCUGCAAAUAACUCCUUGACACAUCUCUUCUUUAGGAGCUACAAUGUAGUGAUUGGUCAUGUCGUCCUCUUACAGAAGAGCAGAAAAUGUAUGCAGCUAUGGAUGCACAUUGCUUGCUUGAAAUAUUCAAUGUCUUCCGAGUGAAGCUCAUCAAGGAAGGGAUCUUACCUCACUCUCCUUCUGAACCUCAUCCCCCUAUUUUGAACCUUGGGUUGAAACAAGUGCUGGAAACGAGUACUCAGCCUAUGGAUGCAUUUCUCAUGAAAGUUGUAAGAAAAUAUGAGGAAAAUAUUUAGUUGGGAGAAUCUGAUAAGAAAGCUAAAGCUACCAAAAGAAAAGGCAAACGACGGUCAUCCAUGAGUUACAAGCAAGGACAUUAUUUUGAUGAUUGGAAAGGUCCUGCACCAUGGGAUGUGAUAGUAGGGGGUGAUGGACAUCCAAAGUUUUUAUGUGAUGCUAUGGUUGAAGGCUUAGCUAAACAUCUAAGGUGUGUUGGUAUAGAUGCUGCAAGCCCAUAUUCGAAAAAGCCUGAACCCAGGGAAUUGAUAGAUCAUGCAAAUAAAUAGAAAAGAGUGCUGUUGACGCGGGAUGCUAAGCUACUUAGAUAUGAGUAUCUAAUAAAAAAUCAAAUAUAUAGGGUGAAGACUCUUCUCAAGAAGGAACAGCUACUUGAGGUGAUUGAAACUUUCCAGCUGAAAGUUAGUGAAGAUCAGCUGAUGUCAAGAUGCACCAGAUGCAAUGGUAGGUUUAUUCAAAAGCCCUUGGCGACUGAAGAGGCUGUGGAAGCCUCAAAGGGUUUUCAAAGAAUCCCGAACUGCUUGUUUGAUAGGAAUCUACUGUUUUGGCAGUGCAUGGACUGCAACCAGCUUUACUGGGAGGGAACUCAGUACCAUAAUGCAGUUCAGAAGUUCAUUGACGUCUGCAAGUUGAACGAGGAAGCUUCAUUGCUUAUAGCUUUAUGUGUAAUGGAUAGGCCAUGGUUGAUUUUUGAAUGUCCUUAA